GAAACCGUGAUGUUAGGACAUCCAACCAUGUCCAGAUGAACUGAUGAAGUGCUCCCCUUAUGCGGACUGGAAGUUGCGCAGCCCAAAGAAAGAUGAUCUGAGAACGAGACGAGGUAGAGAUUUGCGCCAGAAGAUGAGCAACCUGGUUCAAUUGUCUGUAACAAUGGUGGAAGGAGAACCAACAGUCAGUGGCGAUUCGUCUGAUAGGGAGAGUGAGAAAGCUGAAGGAGCCAACGAGUCUGAUUGUUGUCGAAGAAGAGAGAUUGUUGCCAACGAGUCUGAUUCGAUCUCCACGUCAAAGAAGCCAGAGUUCAGCAACCAAUGUGUAGCCACAGAAUUAGCCGCUAUUUCAGCUUCAAGAUCCGAGCUAGCCUGAAGAGGGAAAGAUCCAGCAAAAAUAAGGUUGCCUUCAGCAUCUCUGAGUACCGCAACACCAAAGGAGGAAUUCCGAUUGAAAGAGGCCUCUACAUUCAACUUGAAGAUGAUAGUGUGAAGCUAUCAUCCUGUGAAGGUUUCCAGACUAUGCUUCCAUUUUGGGACUCCACCGGAUCAAGGCCAUGUUCGUGUGUCUGACAAAUUCCUUUCCAGAUGGUUGAGUCAGUUCACGGUUUUCCCAGAAGCUUCUUGAUAUGAGGAAAGGAAGUUUUUGAAGUUCAAAAGGGAUCUGGCACCUCUAUUUAAGAAAAGGAGAAGGUCAUCUGCAUAGCCAAGAUGUGUAACAGUAGGGGCUGCACGGCUAACUAAAUAAGGAUCAGAGAGAUGGGAAUCAUGUCCAGUAAAGAGAUCCUGGUAGAAAUGAACUGCCAUGGACCCAAUUUGAUCAGAAUCUGAAACCCAGGUUCCAAAACAGAAACAAAAUGAAUAUCCCACUGCCUGAUUAAACUAGAGAGUCUUGGGCAAGAGGAAACAAGACCCCAAGUGUUCCAAAAUAGGCUAUUCAUUGGGAAACUGACAAAGAAGCUUGUGAAAGCCUUUUGCCGGCAUGUCUGGGAUGCUAACUCUUCAAUCCAAGAGUCCUUAUCAGAAAUAUGGGGUGGAUUGUAUCCCUCAGAAGCAUAUCUAUUAACUAAGAGUGGAAUAAAAUUCUAAACUGCUUCUUAUGCGAUGAAGUCUGGUGUCAUCAGAUGGUGUGGCAACAUCUGCUUUGUAGGAAGCUCUGGAGUUAUGUUCUGCUUCCUUGGCAUUUUCUUCAUCAAGGAUGGGAUUAAAUGUAUUGUGAUUUUCUGCCUUAGGAGCCUGUGAUGUCCCAGCACCUGAGGAGGAGAAAGGCUGUGUGGAGAUGGGUUGUUCCAUAAUGAUUUCCUCCACAUCAGUAUCAGUGUCUAUGAUGUCUCUAUUUUUGGCAGAAUUGUGUGGAGUCUCAGUUGUAAUUAAUAACCCUUUUCCCUUUUCCAGUGAUGUAUGUUUAGGAGAUAUCUGUGUAGGAUUGUUCUGUGCUUCCUUGGUUUAGCAACCCAUUUUGCUUUUGAUGAAACAAUAUCAGCAGGUUGUUCACGUUUAAGACAUUUGCUUUCCCAAAAGCCUUACGUUGGUUUUC
Messenger RNA from Cuscuta europaea, 1537 nucleotides. The record is from the annotation of a GenBank genome assembly. NCBI's taxonomy places the organism in Eukaryota, Viridiplantae, Streptophyta, Magnoliopsida, Solanales, Convolvulaceae.